GAAACAGGAAAAGAGAGAGGUGGGGAGAGAAACCGAGAAGACCCACAACAAAAGCAGCAGUGAACUAUUUCAACUAUAAUGCAUGACAAGCUCUACAGGAAAAUCUUGAGACAAACCUUACAGAAAGGUUCACCCAAGCCUGAAUGCAUUGUAUUGUAGAACAUCAGAAACCUGAUCUAGAAGGUCUCCCUCUGCAGUAGAACACCUGCCUACCAUACACAAGGCUCUUCAUUUGGAUUUGAUUCCCAAGAAAGAAAUUUUAAAAUGCCACUUAUCCACAAACCUAAAAUGUAAGUUGGUUCCAAUAAAGUACUUCCCCGUUGAGCAAAGAAGAUGUGGAUACAUGGUAUGUCUCCAAAUAUGUGAGGGGCUUUUACAUAUGGACUGAGAGAUCAUCUGAGACUCCAUUGAACAAGCUAGGACCUCUGGUAGAGGCCACCAAGAAGCUAAAGCCCACUCAGCACUCUCUGGAGAUGGUAAGUUCCCCAGGACUGGAGUGGGAGGACGGCAAAGGGAAUCACAGUUGACAUUUUGAAAACACCGGGUCUGUGCUUUCCUACAAAAUGCACCCCAAAUGUUUCUCCUAGCAAGUAAUUCAUUUUACUGUUCCCAUAUGUAAAUGAGGAAAAAAAGAGUGUGAGCAGCUUGCUUUGCUCAUGGGGUAGAACCCCGACAGUCCUUCUUCUCUUUAGGCUAGAGACAUGGUACUCUGACACCUUGAUUUGCAAGUGAGGUUAGGACUAGCGCCUUUAAAGGACCCUCCCUGACCUGGAGUGAUUGUCUGUCCCUAAAGCAGAACCCUAGUCACCAGCUCCAGUAGUAUAUUAGAACCAGAACCAGGCAGAGCCCAUGCUGACCAGAGGGAACUGGAACAAUGUCACAAUUCUGGACCCCAAAGAACUAGGUCCUGAAGUCCUAGACAAAAUGUAUGGAAAGGGAAAUGGCUGGACGUGGCAGUGAAGAGUAGUGGCCACAAGGUGGCAGCAGAGUUUCAGCUGUGGAGGCCCAUUCCCCAGUUAUCUUGCAAAGAUGGGCCUGUCCACAAAAUUUACAGGCCACCUCUACUCAGUAAGGCUCCCAAAAGUCUCCUAUCUCUCACUUAACUAUUCACAGGUAAAUCUUAAAGGGUAGUGAACCCACAUUUAACCUGACUAGAAGCAGUGGGGACUGAAAUGGGGCUGUGGUCCUGACCACCCAUUCCAGGCAGGAGUAGGUACCAAGCUGGUUCACCCUAGCCUGCACUUAACACUAGUUCCUUCCCAUCCAGGACAUAGUGCCCAAUUCUGAUAGGAGUUUCUCCAGUCAGGAACAAGAGGUGAUCAAUUGAAGCGUCUCCAAUCUGUUGAAGGAUUGGAAGUUCUUCUAAGGUUCCCCCAGGGCCUAACUCUGACAAACUGUCUGCAAUUAAUGAUGCUUCCUGAGCUCCGGAGACAAGAUUUAUGCAUCUAAUAAAGUCUAUAUAACUCCAGGCUUAGGCUGGGGGGGAGGAAGCUAAGAGCAGAGAGUCCCCAGGGGAGUAUGGGAGGGGGGGUCCCAGGCGGCUCUUAAUAGAGCCAUGCAUUUCCAUUGCUUGUCUAGAUUUCCCCCCAGGCUGCUGGUGAGGUGGGGGUAGGGACAUCAGGUAUAAGAAGACCGUGGGCCACUCAGGAGGCAGAUGGCAGCAUGGACUCCAAGUGGGCUGCUCUGCUGCUGCUGCUACUGCUGAACUGGGGCCACACUGAAGAGGCAGGAAGCUGGGGUGAAGACCAAGUCUUUGCAGGAGAAGAUAAGGGACCCCACCCACCACAGUAUGCCCACAUUCCAGACAGGAUCCAGACUCCUGGGUCCCUCUUGCGUGUUCUGCUCCAGGCCAUGGACACACCUAGAAGGAGCCCAGCCUUCCUGUUUCAGCCCCAGAGGUUUGGCAGAAGUGCAUGGGGGUCCUGGAGGAAGGAACAGCUAAAUCCGCAGGCCAGCCAGUUCUGGAGCCUGGCCGCUCCUCAGCGCUUUGGGAAGAAGUAGCAUCGUUUGCUGUGAUGCCUGCAUGUAAAACCACUUCCCCAUGUCCCCUGUGUGCCCCCAAAUAAAAAUGGCUCGGCUGGCUUCAGAAUCCCUGUGUUUGGACAAGACUGUCAGGGAACGGGUGGGAGCCCAAGGGCAAUAGCUGUAGCCCUGCU
Messenger RNA from Mus caroli (Ryukyu mouse), 2156 nucleotides. It is a transcript of the gene Npff, whose product is annotated as neuropeptide FF-amide peptide precursor. Gene Ontology annotation, molecular function: neuropeptide hormone activity; G protein-coupled receptor binding. Gene Ontology annotation, cellular component: perikaryon; dendrite; axon terminus. The record is from RefSeq and is a predicted model, not a curated record. Lineage: Eukaryota; Metazoa; Chordata; Mammalia; Rodentia; Muridae. Gene Ontology annotation, biological process: excitatory postsynaptic potential.